Molecule: messenger RNA, 366 nt
Organism: Serpula lacrymans var. lacrymans S7.9
Lineage: Eukaryota; Fungi; Basidiomycota; Agaricomycetes; Boletales; Serpulaceae
Exons: 1
Coding region: 1-366 (121 amino acids)
Source: RefSeq, a predicted model, not a curated record
AUGGACGAAAGCCGCGCAGUUUCUAAGUUUUCGUCUCAAACUCUAUAUCCAAAUCAGGAAAUUAUGAUCGCGCUUGCCUCGUUUUCUCCUGCUCUUCACGAAGACCACUAUUCACAUCGUUUGCAAUGCCUUGUACCGUUAUUGGCGUUUUCAAGGUCAUACCCAUCUACCGACGGACAAACAAUCAUAUCGAAGCUGAUAAUGACCAAAGCGAUGUUUUGCACGAUACCAGCUGUGACGACGACAGCGAAAUCACGUUUGGAUGAUGACAUCGACCAGAAAAGCGGACAACUAUCGCAAGGCCAAGGAUCCGCGUCAGACGGUCUAAAUGUCGGCACGGUCUGCCCAGGCUUUUUCCAAAUCUGA